AUGAAGACUUCUAAUGCAUUCUCCUUCUCCUUCUUCUUCUUGCUUGCUCUCUCUGCUCUCUUCACCGGAGCUGAGUUCAUAUAUGACUCAGACGGCGACAUCCUAAACAACGGAGGCGCUUACUACAUACUGCCACCUGGUUUUGGAGGCGAAGCCAUUAAAGGAGCCGCCAUUGAAAGAAGCCCGUCGUGCCAACUCGCCGUCGUUGCAGAAAUAUCAUACGAUAAGGGCUGGGCAGCAAAUAUUAGAACGCCAUUUCCUGUCAAAUACAUCACAAACGAUUAUCCUUUAAACAUAUCGUUUGCUAAUUUGCCAUCAAACGACUGCACAAAGACGGGUGAUUGGGUGGUCAUAGAUUUGAUCGGGUCGGAGGGAGAGCCAAUUAUGGCUGGCAAGUUUGAAGAAUUGAAGCAUGCUGUGAGUGGUUAUUUCUACAUCAAGCCAUAUGGGUCUACCCGGUUUUAUAAGCUUGCCUUCUGCUAUUCAACAGCUUCGUGUGGAUACGUUACUUUGAUGAAUACUCAUACCACCAGCAACCGCCUUUUGACUGUGUCACUGGACAGGAGUAAAGAACCAUUGGUGUUCAAGUUUGUGAAGGCAACAAGUAGCAGUGGGAAAGUCGCUUCUGGUAUAUCCAUGGUGGUGUGA
This is a messenger RNA of Neltuma alba, 648 nucleotides long. Its product is annotated as trypsin inhibitor DE5 alpha chain-like. Lineage: Eukaryota; Viridiplantae; Streptophyta; Magnoliopsida; Fabales; Fabaceae. The record is from RefSeq and is a predicted model, not a curated record. Gene Ontology annotation, molecular function: endopeptidase inhibitor activity. The transcript has a single exon. The coding region runs from base 1 to 648 and encodes 215 amino acids.